Molecule: messenger RNA, 4557 nt
Organism: Cladocopium goreaui
Lineage: Eukaryota; Dinophyceae; Suessiales; Symbiodiniaceae
Source: the annotation of a GenBank genome assembly
AUGUUCGAGGUGGAGAAGUAUGCUGACAUUUACACCUCCCGGGUGUCGAAUUUCUUAGCCAGCACCCCAUUUACCAUCUUCCGGCCUCCUUUGCAGUCAGACCGAAACUUUUUAGACUCUGGCAGUGAACAGGCCUUCUCGGAUUACAUGUGCGACCUUGUGGGAUCUUGGGGCCCUUUCGAUGAGGCUUUUCGGGCAGCAGCAGCAGAGAGGGAACCUAUGCACUGGGGCGCCACAAAUGAGCAUUUAACGCGGGAACAGUUGGAGCUAGCAGCAGAACAAAGGUGCUCUCCAGUCGGCUCAAAGUCACUUUUUAUUGGCCCGGACAUGUCCGGUGACACACAGCGCAACGUCGCGGGCCGCGUUGCGGGAGAUAUGCAGGUCACCAAAGGUGCAAGCUAUGAUCCCAAUGCAGCGCAAGAGAGAUUGGAGCGCUUGUAUGCUUUACUUGGAUCCGGGAGCCAGGAGGGUGGCUCGAGCAGCGUUCGGCUGCCUUUACCAACACCCAGCAGCUCGCAGAGGUUGACGGAACAGCUGGCGCAGCUGCGUGCAAGUAACAGGGCAUUGGAAGAAGAGAAUCGAAGAUUGAGAGCCAAGACGCAAGAGACUUCGAAAGUGAACCCCGGAGCACCGGCUGAUUCGCAGCUGCGCCAGCGGGUGCGACAAAUGUUAGAAGAGCAACGGAGGUUGGUGGAUGACUUGCAGGCACAGAUUGGUGAGGAGCUAUCACAAGCUGGAGCCGUUCCGCAGCCACGGUCGGCCCCUAUGGCGCAAACAGCUGCAGAGCGCUUGGGAUCACCCAGAUUGGCUCCAGCUGAAGCAGAAGGGCAAUUUGCCGGCCCAGCGAUGAAGUCCACCGGGCCAACCAGUGCUUUGUUGGGGCAGCGUUGGCUGCCAACACCAACAACCAGCAAGAUCCCCGUGAAACAGCCGGUACUGGAUUCGCCAAGGAUGGCGCCGGAAGAAAGCACCGCUUGGCCACAAGACAUGGAGGAGCUACCACCCCCCGCACCGAUGGAGCCAGCUACCCAGUUUCAGUUAGGGAGUCGGCUGCCCAUGCCUGAGCCCGGCAGGCAGCUUGAAACUGGUGUGCAGCUUCCAUAUCCACAAGUGGAUGUUCCGGAACUGAGAGCUGAACAGAGCGACCUCAGAUUGCAGCCCAGGAGGCCUUUUGGGCAACCAGUCAGAUCGCGGGGCAGCAAUCUGGAACCUCCCCCAGCACCCGGUGAAGAGCCAUCUCCUUGGGGAUGGGGACCGCGAGCAGUGUCCACAAGAACUCCUGCACAGCACAAAGCAGACGCUGAACCUCCCGCAGCACCGGAAGAAUGGGAUUCACCACGAGAUGUGCAUGGAGAGGGCAAUGUGUCGCAAACUGUGUAUUCUGCGCCUCCGAAGCACUCUCCAACUUCUCACUCGUCCCUCUUAGCGAGAAGUCCUGCUUUUCAAGGCGCAGAAAGCGAACCUCCUCCAGCACCUGAAGAAGAAGCACUUGACAAAGAUCAAGUAAAACCUGCGUCAGCUGCUUAUGGAAGGCCGUCCGCCAUGCAAGCAAGGCACUCGCCAAGUUCUUCUCAGUCGACGCGAUCCCCAAUGUCUAUGAGAAGUGCCUCACAGCACAAAGCAGACGCUGAACCUCCCGCAGCACCGGAAGAAUGGGAUUCACCACGAGAUGUGCAUGGAGAGGGCAAUGUGUCGCAAGCUGUGUCGCCCUAUUUGCCUGCGAAGCACCCUCCAAGUUCUUCUCACUCGUCCCCACUGUCAUUGAGAAAUCCUGCACAGCACAGGGCAGAAGCUGAACCUGCCACAGCACCCGAAGAAUGGGAUUCAACACGACAUGUGCACGGAGAAGGGAAUGUGUCGCAAGCUGUGUCACCCCCACUAUCAAUGAGAAAUUCUGCACAGCACAAAGACGUAGAAAGUGAACCAUUUCCAGAAGAAGCACUUGAAAAAGGUGAAGUGUCGCCUGCAAUGUCAUUGGCGUCCAACCCUUCUUUGAGCUCAGCGCUGAAGGGAGAAGACAGGCCCUCCCGACCUCCCUCUGUGAAGCGCGCCGUCAGCUUCUCGGAGCCCCCGGAAUCGCCGGGGGAGCCAGGCUCGGUGGACAACGAGUCACACGGCCAGGACACCGGAGGUGUGGAGCAAGCACCAGAAAGCAAAGCAGCUCCUGUAGAGAGACCCUUGAGCAACAAGACACCGGUGGAUGGGCAAAGUGGAAGCACCAGCGCAGAAACAGAUGCUGAUGAUGCUGCGAAAGCGCAUGCUGACUGGCAGAAGCAGCAAUUGGCGGAGGGCAUCAUCCUGCUCAAGAAAUGGACUGAUUCAAACGCCGCAUUACAGCUUUGCAUCAGCAACAAGAAGCUGUCGGACAUGAAGUUCACUGUGAACAUUGGUGCCUCCACCAAUCUGGACUUUGCGAAACCUGAAGGGAGCCGAGGCGCAAAGACCUGCACGGUGCUGGCAGCUGCUGCAGCUGACACAGAUAUUUGUGAACUUCGGCAGGUAGACCAUCGCCAGUCAAGCAGGCUUAGCAUGGCCUUCAACUGGGAACCGCAGCAAGUAAAAAGAGAAGAACUACAGAAGCUUACCAGUGCAGAGCAGCAGAGGCGGAGGGAACUCGCCACUGAGCUGGAGCAACAAGGCAUCACUUCCUCUCGGAUGACGGCCUCUGAGAUCAAGGAUGCUUGUUCCAGGGCUGGUAUCUCCAAGUUUGUUGAUGCAGAUUUCAUGCCCUGUGAUGAAUCCUUAUUCCAGAAGUCCAGCAAUGACCAACCAGCAGUGAUGUGGAAGCGCCCAGAGGACUUCUGUAAAGGCAGUUUUCAGGUUUUCACCAACGACAUUUUGCCCUCCGACAUCAAGCAGGGAGCUUUGGGCGACUGUUGGUUUCUGGCUGCACUGGCAGCUGUGGCGGAGGAUCCUGACCUAAUUCGCCGAUUGCUUGGUGAUCCCAAAGUGAACAAGCAUGGCGUGUAUGAGAUCAAAUGCUUCAAGAAUGGACGACCAACAUCCAUUGUUGUGGAUGACUUUUUUCCGUGUUCUCCCAACAGCGGGCUGCCAUGUUAUGCUCAUGUUGAUGUUCAAGGCCGCAAUCAAAAUGAGCUGUGGGUCAUGCUCUUGGAAAAAGCCUGGGCCAAGCUGCAUGGCUGCUAUGAACGAAUCGAAAGUGGUAUGCCGUAUCGUGCGCUGAUGGACUUGCUUGGAGCAGCGGGCAAAGAGUAUCACUUGGAGACAGAGAAGCAUCCCGAUGGUCUCAUCGCUAAGGACAAGUUCUUUUCAAUGCUGUGCAAAUAUGAUCAGGCGGGCUAUCUGAUGGUAGCUGGGACCCCUGGCUCAGAUAGCUUUACCAAAGGUGACAAGUCGCAGAUCCCAUUGUCGGGCCUCAUCCCUGGCCAUGCCUAUACAUUGCUUUCGGCACACGAAGCGAAUGGUGUGAGACUGUUGCGUCUCCGAAACCCCUGGGGCGACCAUGAGUGGACGGGUGAUUGGAGUGACAAGAGUAGCUUGUGGACGCAGGCCAUGAAGGAUGCUGUAACGCCAAAGCCUAGCUUCGAUGCCAAUGAUGGCGAGUUCUGGAUGUGCUACCGAGACUUCCUGAGCCACUUCAGCUCCGUGGGUGUGGCGUUUCUAAGCGAUUCCUGGUCCACCACACGCAACAUGCUCUCCACUGAUGGGACGGACAUGUGUAGACAGGUGGUGUCCAUUCGAAGCUCCUCACCGAUCAAGAAAGGUUUCAUCACACUUUUUCAACAGGACGAGCGGAUGCAAGGCGCACCUCCUUAUACGCAGUUGUCCUUCGCCCUUUAUGGGCCCCUGGAGGAUGGAAAACCCCAAGCGGAAGUUCUUCGCAGCCACCUGUGGCCCGUGCGGGAGCUGGUGGAGGAAAUUCCUCAUAGCAAGCCGCUGCCUGCCGGAGAAUACCUGGUGGCAAUUUUCACUCCCAAGAAGGUGCCUGAUCGUCAGCUGACGCUGGUGUUGCAGCUUGAUGUCACCGGGCACUGUGAGGUGACCACCAAAGAAGCAGAUGAUGAGACGCGCAAAAAGCUGGCGUUGGCCAGCGCCCUUUCAGGCCCUGCGCGGGCCAUAGGGCCUGCCUCAACUCGUGGAGCUUGGCUGCCCAACGGUGGUUAUGCACUUGCUGCGUCAUGUGCUCCUCGAAGUAAGGCUCUUGCAAUGUCGUUUGAUUUCAGCCGAUGCAAGGGCCUUGCCCUGAGGGGUGAUGGCACAAAGGUUGACAUGGUCUUCAAUUCGAAGGACCCAGAAGAGAUGCGACUGAUUGGUGACUUGCAGCCCAUGGAGAGCAAGAAAUCCUUCUCAGUGUCUACUUCAUAUCAGGAGGUUCGUUGAAACACCAGAGAGGAUGCUGGAAGACUUUUUGGAGUCUCGCUUCGGCAUCUCAUUCUGAACCUUUGCUGAGAAUCCGGCCCAAGACCUGCCAUGGAUCCAUAGAACCAUUUCUUGCCGUCCACUGAGCCAAGCCCUGCGGUCGGGAGACGAAGACAAACCAGGUAACCAAUCAUCAACCGGUGCUUCUGUUCUUGUCAUUCUCGGAUUGGUUGCGUC